Messenger RNA from Camellia sinensis, 1533 nucleotides. Lineage: Eukaryota; Viridiplantae; Streptophyta; Magnoliopsida; Ericales; Theaceae. The record is from RefSeq and is a predicted model, not a curated record.
AUGUGCAAAUACAGUAAUUCUUGUGCUGCUAUUAAGAUUAGUGAGGGAUGUUGUAGUGGUUCUCAUGUUGGUGAUGUUGUUGUGGGUGAAAAGAGAAUUGUGGAGGUUGAUGGUGAUAAUUCUUGUAGAAUUGAUUCUGUAAUUUGUGAGAGUUCUUUGGUUAAUGAUUGUGAUGAUUUUGGUGGUUUGUUGCCUAGUUUUUAUCAAGAACCAGAGAGAGUUUUGUUGUCUGGUAGUUGGAAGGGGAUUAUACUUAGUGUUGGUCAAGAAUUUGAAGGUGGAGUGCCGGCGUUCCGCAUUGCAUUGGCUAAGUAUGCAAUUGAGUGUGGUUUUGUAGUGAAUUAUUUGAAGAACGAUGCAACAAGAGUAACUGCUGAAUGUAAUGUGCAUACUUGUGGGGUUGUUGCUCGUAGAUCUUGUAGCAAAAUGGUUGGUUCUAGACUUGUGUCUGAUAUUGUGCAUAAUGAUAUUAGUGAUAAUCCAUUGACUCGUCCUAUUAAAGUUAAAAAAAAGUUGAAGAAGCAAUAUGGUGUAGAUAUUUCUUAUCGGGUUGCAUGGUUAGAAAUUGAUAAGGCAAGAGGUGGGUUGUUUGGUGAUUUUGUAACUUUUUUUGACCAACUUCGAUGGUACCUUAAGACGGCUAUGAGAACGAAUCCGGGAAGUGUGUUUGAAUUAGAUGUGGAUGAAGGUAGUAAGUGUUUUCAGAGGUUGUUUGUGGCAUUUCAUGGAUGUUUGUAUGGCUUUCAAUUUUGUCGUCCGUUGUUGUUUGUUGAUGGUACAUUCUUGAAGGGGCGUUACAAGGGACAUUUGCUUGCAACAACAUCAAAGGAUGGUAAUCAAGGUUUGUUUCCUUUGAAUUUUAUGAUUGUUGACGUUGAAAAUCAAGAUAAUUGGAUGUGGUUCUUAAGUCAGUUGUUAAAGGCUGUUGGUUCAGGCCGGAGAUUGACCUUUGUGUCUGACCAUCAACAUGGAUUGCUAGACACUCUUUCAAAAUUGAGGCGUAUUGCUGGGAAUGGUAGAGUUGAUAGUAUGUUGGAUGGUUUGCAAAAUGAUAAGUGGGCUAAUGCAUUUUUUAGAGGUAAACGAUAUAGUGAGAUGUCAUCUAAUGCUGCCGAGUCUUACAAUAAUUGGAUUGGUGGGGCCCGUGAGUUGCCUAUUACUUGUAUGGUUGAUAUGAUUAGGGUUCAAAGCAUGACUCAAUUGUCGAAUAGAAAAGCUGAAUCUAAAAGAUGGACUACGAAAUUGUGUCCAGUUAUGGAAAAGAAGAUGGUGGACUUUUUGAAGCUAGUUAAGUCUUGGGAUGUGAUUGUUGCUAGUGAUACUGUGCUUGAGGUUCACUAUUCUAUUUCUUUUUAUGUUGAUAUUGAUUGUUUUAGAGAGUCAUACAAGGAAUCUGUUUAUCCAGUGCCUUCAAGUGAGAGAUUUGACUUUGAUGGUGCUGGUAGUUCGAUUAUCAAUCCUCCUAUAACGAAGAAGCAGCCUGGGCGGAACAAGAAGAAGAUGAUACCUUCUAGGGGUGAGAAUAUGAAGUAA